Messenger RNA from Panicum hallii, 1649 nucleotides. RefSeq lists its product as uncharacterized. The record is from RefSeq and is a predicted model, not a curated record. Bases 398 to 1333 code for a protein of 311 amino acids. The transcript has 2 exons. NCBI's taxonomy places the organism in Eukaryota, Viridiplantae, Streptophyta, Magnoliopsida, Poales, Poaceae.
CGCUGCCGCACGGACACGGACGCAGCACAAAGGCCGCCCCGCGCGCCCGCGCAGAGCGAGCCGGGAACGCAAGGGAAGGCGAGCGGCAGCAAGCGGCGACCAUGGCUCUGCUGCCUCUCGCCAUCAUCACCCUCCCCCCUCCCGUCUAGACACGCAUCAUUGCGCUCCUCCGCGCGGCACUCCUCCCCUCCCGUGUCUGUCGCCCUGCCUCUCUCCCCCAGUCUCGUGCUCUCCUGCUCCUCUGCCCCGCUGCUCCUUCUCUUCUUCGCUUCCCCCUUGCUUGCCGUGCCGGUGCACCGCGCGGUGGCUAGCUAUAUAUAGCCAGCCGAGCCGGCGUCCCUUUCCCGAUUCCAACAGUGCGGCGGCGGCGGAAGCGGAAGAGGCAGCGGAGGACGCCAUGAACGCCUUCUUCACGUCCCUGGCGCGCGGGCUGGACGACCUGGGCCGCGCCGGCGGGCUGUCGUCGCUGCCGGCGCUGCUCCGGGCCGCGGCGCUGCUCAGGGGGCUGCACUCACAGCUGACGCUCAUGGUGGGCCAGCUCCACCUGCCGCCCGGCGGGCGGUGGCUCGACGAGUACAUGGACGAGACGGCGCGCCUCUGGGACGCCUGCCUCGCCGUCAAGCUCGGCCUCGCCUCCCUCGAGAGGUACUGCGCGGCGGCCUCGUGCGCCGCCGCGGCGCUGGAGGACUGGCUCCAGGACCCCUCCCCUCUCGCCACUCGCCAGGUGAUGAGGGCGAUCUCGGCGUCGAGGAGGGAGGCGAUGGCCGCGGAGGAGGAGAACCGCGCGCUCGCGGACGCCAGGAUCGCGCCGCUCUCGCUGCAGCUGGACGAGCGGCUGGUGCUGCGCGCCACGGACGCCAGGCUCACCGGCUUCAACGGCUUCCGGGGGCUCCUCUACGCGCUGCACAACGCGAGCUCGCUCCUCCUGCUCAUCCUCGCCAGCGGCGCCGUCUCCCGUGACGCCGCGGCCGGGGGACCGUGCGCCGCGGAGGCCGGCGCGGACGCCGCCGGCGGCUUCGCGGCGUCCAUCGCAAUGCUGCAGCAGAGGAUGGCGGAGGAGGCCGACUCGGACGGCCCCGGCGCGCCGCGGAUCAGGAUGUGCGAGUUCCGGUGCGCGCGCGCCGCCGUGGAGGCCGCGCGGGAGGAGGUGGAGCGCGCCGCCGCGGCGGGCCGCAAGUGCGAGGGCGGCGUCGUCAAGGACAAGGUGGAGGAGCUCAAGGCGUGGCUAGACGUGCUCCGCACCGGUACGGACAGCCUGGUGUGCCAGCUCGACGACUUCCUGGACGACAUUGUCGAGGGCAGGAAGGAGCUCUCCGACCUGUGCAGCCACUGAUCGAUCGAUCGAUCGGCCGCAGCUCCGAUCGAGGCUCACAGCCCCGGCCCCAGCAUAAAGAUCAUCAUCACGAAUUCACAUGAAUGAAUGCAUGAUGCUUGUUGCUUGCUUGCUUGCAUGGUGGUACAAGCAAAGUUAAUACGUACUCGUACUCGUACUAGCAGUGUCCCUAGCUAUAGCAAUACUAGCAUGCUGUCCCCAUCUUCUUUCUCUCUCUAAUCUCCAUCCCUGUCUAGGGAUGGAUAGAGAGUGAUGGAGUCUCUGUCGCAGCAUUUCGGUUGGCCAUGGCCAUGAUGCUGUUCCUUUCUCGUUGUUG